Messenger RNA from Dictyostelium purpureum, 1176 nucleotides. RefSeq lists its product as uncharacterized. Lineage: Eukaryota; Evosea; Eumycetozoa; Dictyosteliales; Dictyosteliaceae. The record is from RefSeq and is a predicted model, not a curated record. The annotation marks the transcript as partial. Gene Ontology annotation, biological process: spliceosomal snRNP assembly. The transcript has 2 exons. Gene Ontology annotation, cellular component: SMN complex. Gene Ontology annotation, molecular function: ATP binding; RNA helicase activity; RNA binding.
AUGAAUAAUUUAAAUAAUAAUAAUAACAAUAAUAAUAAUAGUAUAAAUAAUAAUAAUAAUUAUAGAAAAAGAACAAAUGAUAUAGAAAUUAAUGAAAAUAUAACCUUUUCAGAACUAUUAUUAAACAAAGAUAUAUUAAGAGGACUUGAAGAUGCAGGUUAUAUAAAGCCAUCUCCAAUUCAAUUAAAAGCUAUACCCUUGGGUAUAAGUGGUAUCGAUAUGAUUGCACAGGCUAAAUCUGGCACUGGGAAAACUGUGGUAUUUGGUGUUAUAGCUUUAGACUAUUGUGAAAUGGUUGGUGGUGUACCUCGUAAACCUUUGGUUUUAAUUAUGGCGCCAACCAGAGAGAUUGCUGUCCAAAUAGGUGAUGUAGUCAAGCAAAUUAGCAAAUAUUGCAAAAGAAUUAAAACACAAGUCUUUAUUGGUGGUUUAAAAGAGGAUAAUGAUAUUCAUCGUUUAGCUGGUUCUCAAAUUAUAGUGGGUACUCCUGGAAGAAUUAAAUCACUAAUCGAAAAUUUACAACUCAGGACCGAUACCUUGAAAAUGUUAAUUCUUGACGAAGCUGACAAGCUAUUAGAUGCAUCUUUUACCAAAAUUAUAAACUGGAUCUAUACCACAAUGCCUGCAAACAGACAAAUAUUAGCAUUCUCUGCUACCUAUCCAAGCUAUCUUAUUAAUAUAUUACAAGCCUAUAUGAAAUCACCUAUCCAAAUUAGACUAUGUUCAGAUACUCCAUCUUUAGAGGGCAUAAAACAAUAUUAUCAAGUUUUUAAAAAUCCAAAUUCAACGAAUCCAGGUACCAACUAUAAAUUAUUUCAAGAGAAAAUAAAAUCAUUACUUUUAAUAUUGGAACAGGUAUCAUUUUAUCAAGCAAUUAUAUUUAUUAAUCAUAAAAUAAGAGCCGAGGAACUUGCCAGAAUAUUAAAUAGGGAAAGCUGGCCCACAUCGUUUAUUGCCGGUGGUCAAGAUCAACGCGAACGUUUACAAACAAUGAAUGCAUUAAAACAAUUUAAUAUACGUAUUUUGGUUUCAACCGAUUUAAUCUCUCGUGGUAUUGAUGUUGAAAGAGUAAACUUAGUAAUUAAUAUGGAUUUACCAAAAGAUCACGAAACUUAUUUUCAUAGAAUUGGUAGAACUGGUAGAUUUGGCACCUUUGGCAUAUCAGUAACAUUUAUA